GAUUCUAAUAUAAACAUGAUUCAAUCAAUUUAGGUCAUAUCAGCGAAAUGCUUUCAUGGCGUGGAAUUCCUCGCUAAUCGACCACGUCUAGCUUGCUAGCUGGAUGGUUGGAUAGCUUAGCUAACGCUAGUUGAUUCCAAGCUUACUACACUAACUAUGUCGGAAGGACUUCGAACUAGUCGCGGGCGUGACAGUAAUUUGCCUGUGACCUUAUAUUUUACCUACCGUGUGGUUAUGGUGACAGAGGAAGUAGCUUUAUGUUGUGGAGUUACUGCUAACUAGUGUGUAUUAUACUGACAUGGUAGACGAGCUAGGUUUUUCUGUGCAGCUGUCACAGGCAAGCUAGUCUAACUGCAACAGAAAAAAAUUUCUUCAAGAAACAGGUUAUUUCCCGAGGAAGCCCAGCUUAUAGCGGAAACAUGGUGAAGUAUUUCGUCUGUGUGGGUCUUUUGAAAAGUACCUGGGACCAAGUAUGCAUUGCGUUCUGGCAGCGAUAUCCCAAUCCUUACAGUAAUCAUGUUCUUACUGAGGACAUAAUUUUCCGGGAGGUGACCCCAGGAAACUGCCUUAUUUCCAGACGACUGUUGACCAAAACCAGCCGGGCACCAAGAUGGGCAGAGAAAUACCUGCCUGUGCACAUGGCCAGCUCAGCGUACAUCAUAGAGGAUUCCAUAGUGGACCCUAUAACCAGGACCAUGACCACAGUCUCAUGGAACAUCAGCCAUGCACGCCUCAUGUCUGUGGAGGAGCGCUGUGAGUAUAGAAUUAACCCUGAAAACACCAGCUGGACGGAGAUAAAGCGAGAGGCCUGGAUCUCCUCCAAAGUAUAUGGCCUGUCUAGGGCCAUUCAGGAAUUUGGUCUUGCAAGGUUCAAAACAAGUUCUACUAAGACCAUGAAAGGGUUUGAAUAUGUCCUGGGGAAAAUGCAAGGCGAGACACCAUCCAAGACGUUGGCAGAGACGGCUACAGAGAGGGCGAGGGAGACGGCUCUGGCUGCCAAAGAGAAAGCCAAAGACUUGGCUUCCCAGGCCCAGAAGAAACAAUAUGUUUGAGGGAGGGGAGGGGUGUAGAUAUCCAAGGACCUUGAUCACAGGUGCUGGGGCCACCAUUCUUCGGUCACUGUUCAUAUUUUCAGUGGCUUUACCAGUUUACGGUAAAGUGGUAUUAUUUGGUAAAUGCAUACUGACACAACAUUUUAGUUUGAAUUCAUUGAUGAAAUACCACUGGAGUAGUCAAUGUAUUUGUAUGUUUUUUCUGUUGUUGCCAUGUAGUCUUGUUAUACCUGUUAAGUUUCAUGUUUGAAAAAAGUGUUAGCAUUUAUGUUUAUCCAGCCUAUAGGUAAGAUGAUGUAACUUUCUCAGUGACCUUUCCAUUCUUGACUACGACAGACUGUACUCGCAUCUGAUCUGGGUUCAGGUAGUCUGGAUUUUCUUGCCAUCUUGUUUUCUCUCUUUAGAACACCUUGACAGGUGGGUGACUCAUGGAGAUGGAGCACUGUGCUACUGGACAGGUUUAAACCUCAUCUCCAUCUCUCAGACAGUAUUGUUGUAUGGAUGAGUGGCUUGGAGAUCCGGGGUGUUUCAGUGUUUGUAAGGGCCCUUCCCCAAACAUAGAACUUACAUGUUCAACCUCUGGUCCCAUCUGCCUCUGUACUUAUGUGCUUUUUCUAGUCUUUCUUAUUACAAGAUUCAAUGCAGAUUUCUCACGCUUUAUACCUCCUUACUUGAUCCAGACAGUCUCUGUCUAAUGGUGUAAUAUACCUUAUCAUCUCUCCGAUUUUAGGGUUUUGAUAUUAAUUAAUAUAAUCUAUAAUAUAUAAAUACGAUUCAGCAAUAGUAUGUUUUAAAUGCGCUUUAAAAACGGCUUAAAGCAAACCUGUGUCAUAAUUGUCAUUGAAUCUUGGGUUGUCCACACUUUUCUGUGUUUUUGAUUUCAGUUACUGAACUCUUUCAAAAUGGUAUUUCAUUGCUUCAAAUUGAAGUUAUUGGUGUGAUGAUGGAUCCACAUUAUUUUCAGUCAUUGCUUAUGAAUUAAUAGACUGGUACUGAGUGCUUUAGGACAGGAGACUUGAAAUUGUAAAGGACAGGAUAGCUGUGGAUAUCAAUAUCUGUACUUAUGCUUGAAUUGUGAUAAAGUAAGAUAUUAAAUAUUCAACACCCGAUUUUCAUAUGCCUAGCUAAUAUAAUUAAAACCAAUCAUGAAAAGAUGUAUUGUUUUACAAAAGGAAAAUGCUUCUUAAUAAACCAUAAUUUCCUAUU
Messenger RNA from Osmerus eperlanus (European smelt), 2258 nucleotides. RefSeq names its product PRELI domain containing 1a (gene prelid1a). Gene Ontology annotation, molecular function: phosphatidic acid transfer activity. Gene Ontology annotation, biological process: phospholipid transport. Gene Ontology annotation, cellular component: mitochondrial intermembrane space. The coding region runs from base 420 to 1052 and encodes 210 amino acids. The record is from RefSeq and is a predicted model, not a curated record. Lineage: Eukaryota; Metazoa; Chordata; Actinopteri; Osmeriformes; Osmeridae. The transcript has 5 exons.